Molecule: messenger RNA, 5099 nt
Organism: Branchiostoma floridae (Florida lancelet)
Lineage: Eukaryota; Metazoa; Chordata; Leptocardii; Amphioxiformes; Branchiostomatidae
Exons: 16
Coding region: 41-2899 (952 amino acids)
Source: RefSeq, a predicted model, not a curated record
ACUCUAUCUUGGACUAUGUGAGCUCAUUGUUUGAAAGACGAUGAGUAAAACCAGCAUCAGAGGAAGGCCCCUUCCUGCCUUGCCGACUUCAUCUUCACGUCAAGAUGUCGAUUCAGAUGGAAAAAUCGAGGUCGAAGAUGACUUUGAAACUGGUACCCAAGGGAGUGAACACGCCGAUGUCGGGACGUACAACCAACUCCCCGUGACUGCAGGCUUCGCCAGCAACGAGAGAUAUGGGUCCGGUACUUUACAACUAGAGGACAUCCAAGGAUGUACCUAUUGCACCGAUGAGUGCCGUGACGAUCCCGACACCAACUUGUAUCAGUUCACUGAUGACAAUAGAAUGGACAACCCACGGCAGGCUAGUCCCCAAAGGCGACAGCGGGAUCGACAGCCAUCAGCAGAAGAUACGGACAGGAUGGGUUGCAACGCUGCCGACUUGUUCGAGAACCCGAUGUACGCGCCGGAUGUGUUACCACAAGACGAUAGAGCAGAAGACACAGACAAGGUGAACUGUAAGCCUGCAGGCUCGUUCGAGAACCCGAUGUACGCGGCGGGUGCGUUACGACAAGACGACGGAGGCGAAGAAACCAACACCAGUGAGAUCCAUGACGAUCCCGGCAACGACGUGUACCACUGCAUGGACGACGAUGAAAUCAGCAACCCACAACAGGCUGCUCACCAAAGUCCACACGAGGGGCAGCAAGCAGCAGAAGGUACUAACGAUGCCUCAGACAGCUGUGAGUUCCCCAGAACCUUCUACGGGACAUCUAUUCGUCCCAAUCUGCUCAUCCUUGCCACCAUCGUCAUCAUGGUAGCAGCCGCCAUUGGUGUAGGAGCUGGACUCGUCGCAUUCCUCACGACCAUAGAUGGGGCUCAUCCUCUCUCACCCAACAGUUCUCUGGAGCGGAGUGGUACGUCAAGCCGAUCAGUGCCACCAUUCCCCGCCACCCCUGCCGGUUCCACACUGGAAAACAACAGUGUAACUCUCUCGCCCAUAAUGAUUCUGACGGAAGAGCCAACCACUGCAACAGAUUUGCUCCCAUGGAAGACUGAUGGUGUCACGGCGCCAAAUGUGUCCUCUACCGACCUGUAUCUGGAAACAACGAGCCUGUUUCUGCAAACUGGAACAGCAAAGGCAGUCACGCCGACAACUACAACUAAGCUCCAUUUGACUGUGAAGGAAGAUCCAACCGAUUCAACUGUCAUGCCUACAUUGACGACAGCUGACGUUGAGACGAGUGUGUCUCCGACCGAUUCCCAUCUGGAAACGAGUACGUUUCCGCAAGCUGGAACAGCAAAGACGGUCACUCCGGCAUCUACAGCCAAGGUUUUGACACGUGAUGUCGAACGGACAAGAUUUGACCAGCUUCAGAAGACAACAAAGCAACAUCCCUCAACGACUCACGAAGGAGAGUGCUACCAAAGUCUGGGUUGCUGGGAGGAUCGUCACGACCGCGCCAUUCCAACACUCGAGGGGACAGAUCCACGCCUGGAUGACAGCUAUGGAGCACGGAGUAACCCUGUCGAGAAGUGUUACCAGGUAGCACAUUCUCUAGGGUUUACCGUGUUUGCUGUACAGGAUGGCGGACAGUGUUUCGGGUCUGCUGAUGGCCACAACACUUUCUUCAAGUACGGACGUUCCUCCGACUGUGGAGUGGACGGGGAAGGCGGGCCUUGGGCAAAUGAAGUCUACCUGAUUGGAGUCAAUGUUGCCCUGGGAAAGCCAGCGUUCCAAACAAGCCGACUCCAUCAUCCCAAACCUACCGAGGGGAAUGCCAGUCGUGCCGUAGACGGGAACACCGAUACCAACUACAGUCAUGGUUCCUGUACACACACUGUACUUCCGGGAGAGACUAACCCGAGCUGGUGGGUGGAUCUUGGUCAAUCGUAUGUGAUUGACAGUACCAUUGCCAUUGUCAACAUCUACAGGGUACUCAUCUUCAACCGCCAAGACGCUGGUCCGGAAAGAAUCAACCCCUUCAACAUCCACAUCGGGGAUUCCGACCAGGUCAGCACGAACCCCAAGUGUGGAGGUAAUCAUCAAAUGAACCUGAACCAGCUGUCCAUUUCCGUCUCCUGUCAGGGAAUGAAGGGUCGCUAUGUGGGCGUCCGUCUUCCUGGACCCUCCCGAGUACUGACCCUGUGUGAAGUCCAAGUAUUUUUGGGUCGUUGUGCCCCAAUGUUACUCGACAAUUCUGCACCGAACCUCUACAAAAUCUCACCAGAACUGGUAUGUCGGAUGGGAGAUGGAGCAUCCUACCGAGGAACAGUCUCUAUGACUGAGACAGGUAAGACCUGUCAGCGCUGGGACAGUCAGACACCACAUAGACACUAUUAUUCAACUGCAAAAUGUCCUUCAUCCGGGCUGGAGGAGAACUACUGCAGGAAGACUAGCGACUGGACCGAAGUUUGGUGCUUCACCACGGAUCCCAGCACGAGAUAUGAGAUUUGUGACGUACCUGUAUGUGUUGUCGGACACAAGCGGCAAGGGUGUAAGGGAGGAUACAUACGACUCGGGCGACACUGUGUCCGACUGGUUCCCAUCCCAAAGUCAUUUGACGACGCACAGCAGGCCUGUAAGGCGGAUGGGGCGACCUUGGCCAUGCCUAAAACAAAAGAACAGGACCUCGCUCUGAGACGCCUGGUCAAAACAUCAGGAGGCAACAACCAUCACUGGAUUGGCUUGUCGAACGCUGGUGACCUCGACUGGACAUGGGUGGACGGGACACGUCUGGGACACUACCGGGCAUGGAACCCCGGUGAGCCAAGGGGUGACAAAGGGGUGGCACUGUGCGUUCAGUACUGGUCUUCAGGACAUACUACUGGUCCUAUGUGGGACGACGCUGAAUGCUCUGGGGAAAAGUGGUUCAUCUGCCAAUUCGUCCUGCUUGAAUAAAAACUGUGACAGAAAUUGUUCUCUUCAUUUUGGUCAACACAUCAGUAACAUCAGAACUGGUACAUGUUCAGAGUCAGUGAUUGACAUUUCCCCUUGUUAAAAUGAAUUAGAUAUUGUAAGUUAAAGGGUCCAAAACUUUGUAUUUUUGCGAUUAUUCAAAACUUAUCUAUAUUUUAAGGGCGAUUUACUCUGUUUUCCUGAACAAAAAAAUUGAUCAUGAAGAUAGAAAAAAAUGGAUUCUCGGGUAGUUGGACAAGAAAGAAAGAAAAUUCAGUGUCUCUUGAUGAUAAAUGUAUUUUUGCCACAUAGAGGUAUAUUUGUGGAUAAAGACCUAUAGCAAUGUCAAAACUAACAAACCAACUGCGCCGAAAUCAUGUUAAUCGGCUCUUGUCAUGUGUUCAUGUAAGUUCACAUGUGACAACAUAGUACAGGCGUUUGUUCCAAUACGCAGUUUACUGUGGAUUUCGUCUGGAAAAUCUGGUUUAUCUAGCAUGAUGUUAUAUCGUAUAAGAGUGGCGACUUGAUGACAGGUGUUACAGAGCUGCAUUAGUUCAUGCUACGUCUUCUUUUCUAAUGUCUAUUUCUACACACUAAGUGUGAGCUUUUUGGACCCAGUACUGUAAAGUACAUGUACAUUCCUGCACAAUCAUGCUGUCAGCGAGAAUGAGUGGCCUCUAUUAUUUCGCUGAUGAUGAAAAAUAUUUAUACACUUGUAAGGUAAUUUAUACACUUGAUUGAUGCAAAACCUCUAUUCAUAUUAGUGAUAUGUUGUAAUUAGAAAUAUUCAUUUACUGAUUCCUUAAUUCAGUUUUAGUACAACGUUUGAUUCAAAUAGUUUUCUAAUAACUUGCCAGGAUAAAACACUAGAGAAUCUUUAUCCGCGGGGUAACCCAAAAAACGAUAUGUAUAAGUCGACGGACGGUGGUUUGAAACUGUAAUAUUAUAUUGCCAUUACUUAAAUAUUCACAGUUUGAAACCGCCGUUCGUCUACUUGAUAUCCCUAAAUACUGUUCUUAAAAUCAAAGGGUAUUGCCUACUCCGCUGAUAAAAGUAGCGCUAAAGACACAAAAGUAUAUAAUGUAGUUCGUGUGCAACCUUGUUUUAAUUUUGUCUUUAUUUUAAUAAUGAAUUAAAUUUAAAAAUGUUCAACCUAGCUGCUCUUUUUGCUUUAAUUUGUGACAUAAAAGAGCAAAAUGACAUUUUGUUGGUACUAAAUGUACUUCUAUUGUCUAAUCUGUCAAGAAUAACGACUGAGUAUAAUGCAAAAAUAUAAUGUUCAUUAAUUGCAACUUUUACUCAUCAUCAUAUCUAUAGCCAUUGGCUUAAUUCUGUUAGAUGUUGUAUUUACAUCUAAGUUUGUAAAACAUCUAGUUUGUAUUAUUUUCUACAGAUACUGGUAAAGACAACUCGUAAAAUAGCGCAAAAGUAUAAUAUUGGUAAUGUGCAGCUUGGUAUCCAUCAUCAGUAAGGAAAUGUACAAAUGCGAAAGGUUGACAGCUGUAAUGUUUUUAUUUGUUGCUAAUCAUAACGUUUCCACAAAGGUCACACAAGUGUUUUACAAAAGAUAUUGUUAUUUCAUGGAGGUAUGAGAGCUCCGAACUAUUGUUAAGUUCCUUUUUCACCACGUUCCGACUUUUGUGGUAAUCAUUUUUCGCCAAAGAAGAAAUCAAACAACGACGUGCUGAUCCACAUAAGCGAUGGAAAAAGUACAUUUUGAGCUGUUCGUUUUGAUUGUCUUUUGUUCAAACGGAGUUUGAUCAUUAGUUUGUACCUGUAGAAGUUUGUUUUUAAGGAAAAAUUCGACACCACUAUUUUACCAAUGACAGCAGACGAAUUCCUCGAUAAGUUGUUUUUCUCCACAUACAAACUAAUAAUCAAACUCGGUGCUGUAUAAAGAAGCUGCUAGACUGGCAGUGUAGACAUUCUAUUCUUUGAGCCAGAAGAUGAAGGCAUGGCGUGUGGCGGUCAGUUGUAAAGACUGUAACGAAAUAAAGAGCUUUGAUUACCACAAAUUUACUGUUUGAUAUCCCCUCUUUGAACCAUCAGCUUAAAUGCAGUUGUUGUUACAAUGUUUAGAUUAUGUUGUCGGCAUUUUGAAUUUUGUCCAGUCAUUUUGACAAAAUAGUCAUACAAUAUUCUAUUUAACAGCUGAGUUGAAAUGUUCAGAAUUGAUCUUGUCAUUAUCAUUGAUUAAUGUAAA